Molecule: messenger RNA, 1245 nt
Organism: Plasmodium malariae
Lineage: Eukaryota; Apicomplexa; Aconoidasida; Haemosporida; Plasmodiidae
Product: conserved Plasmodium protein, unknown function
Exons: 5
Coding region: 1-1245 (414 amino acids)
Biological process (GO): DNA damage checkpoint signaling
Source: RefSeq, a predicted model, not a curated record
AUGUUUCAUUUUUGGAAAAUGAACAGCGAAAUUAUACCUAACUACCAUUUUUCUGUUAAGAAUGUAAAUUUUUUUAAAAACGCAUUAGCACUGUUAAAUGUUGAUGAUAAUAAAUAUAAUAUAAAUUUGAAGAAGGGUACAAAUAGUGCACCAGAAGGGGAAAGUUGUAUUUUGUUUAACUUAUACUAUGAUGGUUUAAUGCUAAGAAGUUUGUCCAAAUGCAAACAAAUAUAUUGUUUUUUAUAUAUGGAUUCUAACUGUUUUACUAGCUAUAAUGUUUUAGAAAAGGAGGAUAAAAAUAUGGUAAAACAGUAUAAACAUGGUAAUAGAAACAAUUCAGUUGAUAUUACAAACGAUAGACAUAGGAAUUACUACGGGGGAGGUCCUGAUGAAAAUAAAAGUAGACCUAGUAAGAAAUUAAAAAGAAGAAAUGAGGAUGAAACAGAAAGUGUCAAUUCAGACAACUUACUUACAACACAUAUAUUUGAUAACAAGAAUGAAAAUGUAAUUAAGUUAAAAAGUAUAUCACCAUUAAAAAUAAAUUAUACAGAAUAUGAUGAAAAUGAAAAUGAAUAUAGUAUAAGAAAAAGAAUAUAUGAAGAUAUUGAUGAAAAAAAGAAUGGUUUUGAAUUUCUUGUAUCUCCAUAUGAUUUAUUAAGAGCAUUAGAAUUUUUAGAUGCUGUUAUAUUAAAUAUAAAAUUUGACUAUUUGAAUAGAAAAUUAAUUUUACAUUUAACUGAUGAAGAGGGUGAUACAUCUGAGACCUACAUCCGAAUUAUUGUAGAUUAUUAUUAUGAAAUAUUUAAAUUAGAAAAAUAUACUUUUUUAAAUAAUGAUUAUAAUUACUUUUCUUUACAAUCUAGCGUUUUCUCAUUCUACUUAGAGUAUUUAAUUAAAAGUAACGACCAGUAUAUUACCUUUUACAUACGCGAGUAUACGAAUGACAGCACGACUGUGCUGAAAAUGGAAACGAAAAAUAAAAAUUACCAAAGAUCUGUUCAGUUAAUGCCCAAGGAAAACUUUGAAGAAUUUAAGAGUUUAAAAAAUCAAAUAUUUAAAUACAGGAUAAAAGAUUUGUCCAAAAUUAAUCAAGCUUUGAAAAUAAGUUCUCAUCUUAGGAUGGAUUUUCAGGAAAAUGGCUUAUUAAGGUUCCAAUUUACCUUAAAGGAAUACAAUAUGAAUGGAACACACUUAUGUUAUUUUGUACAACCCUUGUCUGAUAUUACAAUGCUGAAUUCUAAUUAA